AUUAAAACAAAGUCCAAAUACAAACAAUAUAUUUAUUUAUUUAUUUUUUUAAUUUAAUUUGAUUAUACUAAAUAUUUAAAUUAAAUUUUAAUUUUUACUCUAUUUUUUAAAAAUUUUUAAAAUACAACACACUUUUUUUUUAUUUUAUAUAUAAUAAUUAUCUUUUUCUUUUUUAUUUAUAAUGUUAUUUAUUUUAAACUACAAAAUGUUAUUCAAAUCAUUAGGUUCAAUUGUAAAUCAAUCACAAUCAUCAUCACCAAACUACAGUAGUAGCGAGGAUAAUUUAAAUACUUGUACUUUUUCAAAAUCACCAGUACCAUCAUCAUCACCAUUAUCAUCAUCAUAUGGUUCAAAUCAUAAUGCUCACACUAAUCGUUCAAAUGCACCAUCAAUGGUAUUUUCAAGACCAUACUGGAGCUCAACAAAUGGUUUCUAAAUCAUCAUUAUCAUGUGUUUUAUAAUAUAUAAAAUGUAUAAAAUAUGUACUUAUAUUUUCAUUUUAUUAAUUUAUAUAUUAAUUUUUUAUAUAAAAAAUUAGUAUCAAUAUAAUUGUAUAAUUAGUUUUUUAUUUUUAAAAAAAUAGUAAAGAUAAUAAUAAAAAAAGAUUAUAAUUAUAUUUUAAAUACAAUAUAAUCUAUUAAUUAAUUUUUU
Molecule: messenger RNA, 651 nt
Organism: Dictyostelium purpureum
Lineage: Eukaryota; Evosea; Eumycetozoa; Dictyosteliales; Dictyosteliaceae
Exons: 2
Coding region: 182-436 (84 amino acids)
Source: RefSeq, a predicted model, not a curated record